Arvicola amphibius (Eurasian water vole) is the source of this 1950-nucleotide messenger RNA. RefSeq names its product trafficking protein particle complex subunit 13 (gene Trappc13). Lineage: Eukaryota; Metazoa; Chordata; Mammalia; Rodentia; Cricetidae. The record is from RefSeq and is a predicted model, not a curated record. The transcript has 13 exons. The coding region runs from base 94 to 1350 and encodes 418 amino acids. Gene Ontology annotation, cellular component: TRAPPIII protein complex.
GGACGUGCGUUUGAAGCCGGGUCUUCCGGGACUUGUGCUUUCCAGUUUCCUUCCUACCCAAGGGUGAGCCACUGAUCAGAAGCGCCUGUCAAGAUGGAAGUGAAUCCUCCGAAACAGGAGCACCUGCUGGCGCUAAAAGUGAUGCGAUUGACUAAGCCUACUCUGUUCACCAAUAUUCCUGUAACGUGUGAAGAGAAAGACUUGCCUGGUGAUCUCUUUAACCAGUUAAUGAGAGAAGACCCUUCAACUGUAAAUGGUGCAGAGAUUUUAAUGUUGGGAGAAAUGUUGACUUUACCCCAAAAUUUUGGGAAUAUAUUUUUGGGAGAGACCUUUUCCAGUUAUAUCAGUGUUCAUAAUGACAGCAAUCAAGUUGUAAAAGAUAUACUGGUGAAGGCGGAUCUUCAGACAAGUUCUCAGCGUUUAAACCUUUCAGCCUCCAAUGCUGCCGUGGCUGAGCUUAAACCUGAUUGUUGUAUUGAUGAUGUCAUACACCAUGAAGUCAAGGAAAUUGGAACACACAUCUUGGUGUGUGCUGUGAGUUACACAACUCAGGGUGGAGAAAAAAUGUACUUCAGAAAAUUCUUCAAGUUUCAGGUCCUCAAACCAUUGGAUGUGAAAACCAAGUUUUACAAUGCAGAGAGUGACCUCAGUUCUGUGACUGAUGAAGUCUUUCUUGAAGCCCAAAUUCAGAACAUUACAACCUCACCCAUGUUUAUGGAGAAAGUUUCACUGGAGCCGUCAAUAAUGUACAAUGUAACAGAAUUAAAUUCGGUGACCCAAGCCGGGGAAUGUGUAUCUACAUUUGGAUCCAGAGGAUAUUUGCAGCCAAUGGAUACACGCCAGUACUUAUACUGCCUAAAGCCCAAGAAGGAGUUUGCAGAAAAAGCUGGCAUCAUUAAAGGAGUAACAGUCAUUGGAAAAUUGGACAUAGUGUGGAAAACAAACCUAGGUGAAAGGGGACGGUUACAGACCAGCCAACUUCAAAGAAUGGCUCCAGGUUAUGGAGAUGUUAGGCUAUCUUUAGAGGCCAUCCCAGAUACCGUGAACCUAGAAGAACCUUUCCAUAUUACCUGUAAAAUCACAAACUGCAGCAGUGAGAGGACGAUGGACCUGGUGCUGGAGAUGUGCAACACGAACUCCAUCCACUGGUGCGGGGUUUCAGGAAGACAGCUAGGAAAGCUGCAUCCGAGCUCCUCGCUCUGCCUGGCCCUUACGCUCCUGUCUUCAGUACAGGGGCUCCAAAGUGUCUCUGGCUUAAGACUCACUGACACAUUCUUAAAGAGAACAUAUGAAUAUGACGACAUUGCGCAAGUCUGCGUGGUCUCCUCAGCCGUGGAAGUGGAAGCCUAAGGAAAAUUCCUAAUGUUAAAUUUCUUGUUUAAUCACAGAACUGUUGUCUGUAUUUUGUCAGCUUUGUGAAAUGAUGAACAGCAAAAAUAAGUAUAUGUUAUUUAAAUUCGUUUUCUGUAAAACAGUUAAAUAGUAAAUGUUUGUUGUAAAAGCACUGGUUUUAUCUUGUGAAUUGUACUCCAAAUGAACAGAACGUUUCACUGUUUUCUACACAUAUUUCAUCCUUUAAGGUAACUGGCGGCUUUUGUUUGUAACAAGCUCAAUUUUUGAAACUUUUUGUCUACCAAGUACCUUUUUGUAAAAGCAAACCUUCUUGUGAAGGGCCAGUAUCAGAUGUCUUGGGCUCUGGAGGAAAAGGAACUCUGGCAUCUGAGUACAAUAGCAGGGGUGUCCGUGGUGAUGGCACCUGCUGCCUAGGGCCCCUAGUAAUUCAGUCUGCAAGAUACUGUGACACUAUGUAUAGAAAUGCAGUUAAUCAACUACAGUCUCUUUCCUGGGUGCCUAGUCAACAGAAAAAUCCCUUGUCUGAAAUAGUUCAGGUCCCCUUCCUGUAACCUGAUUAUUUCUUAACACAGGAUAAACAUUUCCAGUUGUUUUCAA